GCUGAGAUAUCCCAUAUUUCUUCCCCAGAGCGUCCAUGCCAGACAGUUCAGGUUGUGUCUGACAACGGAGCGAUCAGGGUCUUCGAGGUGGCUGAGGAAGGCGAUUGAAACUUCAAGAAUGUCAAAGUGAAAAGCAGAGUUUAUCAACAGAUGUCAAAGGGCAGACAGGCCUGUCUCCACUAAAGCCAAGUAUAUCUGAUGACAGCAAGAGUUAGCUCAAUAGGCAGGAUAUCAGACGGCGGUGCUGGCAUCCAAAGUUAGAACUCGUCCCCAAAAGUAGUUUGUUUGACAAAUGUUUACAGUUUUUCUUUCCCAUUGAAAAGACAAUGGAGUUGCCGCUUCUAACUUUGCAUAGAAAUAGCGGAAAACGUUAAGACUAACUCGUAUUUGUCUCUCAGCUAGAGGAACACAAUGUUAUUUUUCGUUGUAGAAAAUCAAAGCGCACAACCCCACCAUUAAUGGUACUCAGAAUUUGACAGGCGGUCGCUCUAUCUUCAUUUUGCAAGGGAUUCUGAAAGUACAUGUUUGGUGUAAGAGCUUAGGUCAGUUGUGCAGUCUGUAUUAAGCACAAGAAAAAGCAACAUAGAGUCAAUGAACAGAAAACCCCCAAAGUACUUAGAUAUUUAGCAACAAAGUGCCACAGGGCAGAAGCAAACGAGAAGUAAAAGUAUAAAUACCAAAUUAACAUCAUCAUGUCGACGGCUUCCUCCUCGAGCAGAAGUCAAAACAGCUUUGCCCGCCCCACAAAACUGACAGGGGACUCCGAUGAUGAGAAGACAGACCUGCGUCUCAAACUGGACAGUUUGAACAUGCGCGUGCAGACACCGACCUACAUUUAUGUGCUCACCUUCUUCGCUGCGCUAGGGGGCUUUCUCUUUGGUUAUGAUACAGGCGUCAUCUCAGGAGCCAUGAUUUUGCUGAGGAAUUCUUUCAGCCUGUCGUCAGUAUGGCAAGAACUCAUCGUGAGCGUCACUAUCGGAGCAGCAGCCAUCUUUGCCUUGAUCGGCGGCUUCCUUAACGACCGUCUAGGUCGCCGUCCAGUCAUCAUGGGAGCUUCGCUUUUGUUCACACUCGGCUCCGUCAUGAUGGCGGUCGCCAAGGAUAAGUUUGCUCUUCUGGCUGGCCGGAUUGUCGUUGGUGCUGGCAUAGGUCUGACGUCAACCACAAUCCCAAUGUACCUGGCUGAGUGCUCUCCCUCCUAUGCCCGGGGCAGUUUAGUGUCCACUAACAUUGCAAUGGUGGCCUUUGGUCAGUUUAUGGCUAACGUGGUCGACGGUAUCUUUGGCUCCGACCCAAAGAACGGAUGGAGAUACAUGCUUGGCCUGGGUGCGCUGCCGUCCACGGUUCAGUUCCUGGGGUUUUUGUUCAUGCCUGAGUCUCCCAGAUGGCUCAUAAGCGUGGGUCGAGAGGAGAAGGCAAGGCGAGUGCUGCAGUCGAUGAGAGGAGCCCUGGACAUUGACGAAGAGUAUGAGAAUAUCAAACAGUCGUGUACAGAGCUACAGCAAGAGGAACAGAACAGAGAAUCUUGGCACUGGUUCAGAGACCCACCCCGGCCCCAGUUCCACUUUUCUACCUUUUACGUCGACUCGUUGAGGCAGACAACGCGCCCCUGCAGUGUUUCUCAGAGACGCAGACUCCAGUGUGAAGCCUUGAAAUCUCUUGGGGAAAUAGAAUGGUCAUUUGUGGGACCUCAUUUUGACGACUCGAUUAGCGAGACAUUUAUGAGUCCAGAGAAACAGCGGUACAAGCUUCUGUCUUGCUCUCUUAAUAUUCUAGUUUCUUUCAUGUUUAGAGCACUUGUUUAUACAAACAUUAUUACCACCAGCCUUAUCCACCCCCACCCCUCGCGCAAACAAUCACGUUCUAUUCCUUCAACAUCACCUCCUAUUAGUGUCCGGCAGGACACUAUUCUCAUAUACAAAAAAACCCAAUUAAAAACUGUUGUAUCCACUCCCAGGUACUACUCUGCCACCAUUAUCCGCAUGUCUGGGGUAAAAAGCGACGAGGCUGCCAUCUGGCUAUCUGCUGUCACAGCCGCCGUCAAUUUCCUCUUCACACUCGUCGGCCUGUACCUGGUGGAGCGGAUAGGGCGCCGGCCCCUGGCCCUGGGCAGUCUGAUGGGUGCUAUCAUCAGCUUGGCCUGGCUGGCCGUAGGCUUUCACCUGUCCGCCCUCAACACGCCCCCUAUUGACCUUAUAGAACACGGCACAGAUGCAUAUCGAUGUUCGAGAUACAGGUCAUGCAAUGACUGUCGCAGAGACUUAGACUGCGGCUACUGCUACGUAGACCAGCCUGACUUCGUGACCAACUCGUCCUGCCUCCCCACAUCUUACGACAACCCGUGGACGGCUACAGUGGGCAGGUGUAACAGCAGCACCUUGCAAGGAGGCCUCACCUGGGCUUAUGACUACUGCCCAACACCCUACUCCUGGAUGCCCAUGGUCGGCCUGGUCCUCUACCUCAUCUCGUUUGCACCGGGUAUGGGCCCUAUGCCGUGGACUAUCAACUCGGAGAUCUACCCACUGUGGGCCCGCAGUACUGGCAACGCCGCCUCCACCUUCACCAACUGGGCGUUCAACCUGGCUGUGUCUAUGUCUUUCAUCAGUCUCACUGAGUCGCUCACGAGAUAUGGAACCUUCUGGCUGUAUGCCUGUUUGGCGUUUGCAGGAGCCAUAUUUCUGGCGAUCAUUUUACCUGAGACAAAGGGUCGCACGCUUGAGGAGGUGGAAGGUUUAUUUGCCAGAUCAUUUUUCUCCCGCUCUUGGUUUGCCAACUCAGCCGAUCCCAUCCAGCCGCUGAAUCCACAGAGUAUCCAGUAUGUGCACAUACGAGGUUUGAACCGGGACGGCCGGGAAUCAGAACUGGACUCACCGGAAUAGCACCGGGUACCCGCUCCUAGUUGUGUGGUGAUAAUACUACUAUGAUAAUGAUUGUGUCGAUGAAAGGCAUACCAUCAUUGUUGCAAUACAAUAAUAAUAAUAAUAA
Messenger RNA from Aplysia californica (California sea hare), 2985 nucleotides. Its product is annotated as proton myo-inositol cotransporter. Bases 693 to 2879 code for a protein of 728 amino acids. The transcript has 10 exons. The record is from RefSeq and is a predicted model, not a curated record. Gene Ontology annotation, molecular function: myo-inositol:proton symporter activity. NCBI's taxonomy places the organism in Eukaryota, Metazoa, Mollusca, Gastropoda, Aplysiida, Aplysiidae. Gene Ontology annotation, biological process: transmembrane transport. Gene Ontology annotation, cellular component: membrane.